Molecule: messenger RNA, 1193 nt
Organism: Dichomitus squalens LYAD-421 SS1
Lineage: Eukaryota; Fungi; Basidiomycota; Agaricomycetes; Polyporales; Polyporaceae
Product: mitochondrial carrier
Exons: 7
Coding region: 130-1086 (318 amino acids)
Biological process (GO): fumarate transport; succinate transport; transmembrane transport
Source: RefSeq, a predicted model, not a curated record
CAGCCCAUACCUAGCUGCCCUUGUGCAUACAGCCCAGCAUUCCUCUCGAGCCACUUUGUUCGCUCGCCACCGUCGUCAAGCAUCCGGACGUCCCCCGCCCGACUCAUUGCUUGAGCCAGUGCAGAAGGCAUGUCGCGCGCCGCAGAGAAGAAGCCCGUCGGGUUCGCCACCCAGCUGACUGCUGGGGGCAUCGCAGGCGCAAUGGAAGCGCUAUGCUGUCAACCUUUGGAUACCAUCAAGGUCCGCAUGCAGCUCUCCAAGUCCGGCCGCGCCCCCGGUACUAAGCCGCGCGGUUUCAUCGCUACGGGGGCUAUGAUCGUCCGUCGCGAGACGCCGCUCGCGCUGUACAAGGGCUUGGGCGCAGUCCUGUCGGGCAUUGUGCCCAAGAUGGCUAUACGGUUCGCGAGCUUUGAGAAGUACAAGGCGUGGCUCGCGGAUCGGGAGACAGGCAAGACGAGUGUAGGCAACAUCUUCCUCGCCGGCCUUGGAGCUGGAGUGACGGAAGCUGUGCUGGUGGUGACUCCUAUGGAGGUGGUGAAGAUCCGGUUGCAGGCGCAGCAGCACUCGCUCGCGGACCCUCUCGAGGCGCCGCGGUACCGCAACGCAGGGCACGCCGUGUACGCGAUCGUGCGCGAGGAAGGGUUCAGCGCACUCUACAGGGGCGUGACGCUCACGGCGCUGAGGCAGGCGACCAAUCAAGGUGCCAACUUUACCGCGUACCAAGAGCUGAAGAAGUUCGCGCACAACCUGCAGCCGGAGCUCACGGACCUGCCGUCAUACCAGCACAUGGUGAUUGGCCUCAUCUCGGGCGCGAUGGGCCCGUUCUCGAACGCGCCGAUCGAUACUAUUAAGACCCGACUGCAAAAGUCCGAAGCGGUGCCUGGCCAGUCGGCCUUUCAGCGGAUCGCGGCGAUCGCGGGCGAUAUGUGGCGCCAGGAGGGCAUGCGGUCGUUCUACAAGGGCAUCACCCCACGCGUGCUCCGCGUCGCGCCUGGGCAGGCGAUCGUGUUUGCCGUCUAUGAGCGGGUGCGCAAGGUCAUGGAGACGCUGCAGGGGAGCAGUGAGGAUCGGAUACACAGCGAGUGAUCGAUUGUAGGACUAGUUGGGGUAUUCGUACCCUGUCGGUAUUGUUGUUGUUUAACAGGAUCUGUACUAUGUCACACCCGUGUGCUUCAUCUAUGCGCCAAAACGUG